Messenger RNA from Lathyrus oleraceus (garden pea), 2559 nucleotides. RefSeq lists its product as uncharacterized. The coding region runs from base 513 to 2252 and encodes 579 amino acids. The record is from RefSeq and is a predicted model, not a curated record. The transcript has a single exon. Gene Ontology annotation, biological process: positive regulation of growth. Lineage: Eukaryota; Viridiplantae; Streptophyta; Magnoliopsida; Fabales; Fabaceae.
UUUAGAUUUUUGUUUAUGAAUAAUAAUCUUAGCAUUAAGAUUAAUUUCUAUAGAGUAUUUUUAACAUAUUUUUAAUAAUGUAUGUGUAUCGUGUAGCUGUUUUAUGCUCCUUUUUUGGCUGGUAGGUACUGGAAGAUUAAAACAUAAGAAAACAAAAAUUCAAAAUUCAACAGUUUCUUUCCACUUUCAAAAUCCUGAUCCACUUUUUGAAAUGUAGAAGAAGAGACAGAGAACAAACACAUCACAAACUUUACCUCUCUUUUCCCUCCACUCCACUUUCUUUUGUCUCAUCUUCUCCUUGCUAUUGCACCCUUUUGUUUUUUUUUGCACCCCUCAAUAAAUUUCAUUUUCAAAAAGUGUUUUUACCAUGAAAGUUUGCAUCUUUAACAAAAUUUCGUGGUUUUCUCAUUCUUUCUGUUAAUGGGUUUGAUCUUCCUUUGUUGAAAUUUGUAUUUUUACAAGGUUUCACUUUUGGGUUGACACGGAAGGAAAGUUCGGUGAAAGUGGUAGCUAUGGUUGCUGAAGCUUGGUUUUUGAAGAUGGGUAACCAGGUAAGUGCAAAUUUCAAACAAGCCCUUGUUUUAGAAUCUUGUUCUAGUAGUAAAAAACAUGUUCCUAAAAAGCAUGUUAAUAAGAAAGUGGUAGAAACCAUAGGGAUUCUUUCUUUUGAAGUAGCUAAUGUAAUGUCCAAAACUAUUCACCUUUAUAAAUCAUUGUCUGAUUCUGAGAUCACAAAGCUGAGGAAUGAGAUCUUGAGCUCAGAGGGUGUUAGGAAAUUGGUUUCAUCUGAAGAGGGUUAUUUACUUGAGCUUGUUAAAGGUGAGAAGCUUGAUGAGUUGAACCGUGUUGCUGGUGUGGUUUCUAGGUUAGGGAAGAAGUGUUCUGUGCCUGCUUUGCAAGGGUUUGAGCAUGUGUAUGGUGAUAUUGCUAGUGGUGUUAUAGAUGUGAAGGAGUUAGGGUUCUUAGUUAAGCAUAUGGAGGGAAUGGUGAGGAAAAUGGAUAGGUAUGUGAGUGCUACUAGGGGGUUGUAUAGUAAAAUGGGGGUGUUGAAUGAAUUGGAGCAAACUGUGAAGAAGUUUCGGAAUGAUAACCGGAAUGAGGAGAGUAUAAGGGGUUUUGAGCAGAGACUCGUUUGGCAGAAGCAAGAUGUGAGGCAUCUCAAAGAGAUUUCGCUAUGGAAUCAGAGUUUUGAUAAGGUUGUUGAGUUGUUGGCUAGGACGGUUUGUACCUUGUAUGCUAGAAUCUGUAUGAUCUUCAGCGAAUCUACGGAGAAGAAGUAUAGUCUCGGGUUUGGUAAUUUUGAAGGUUCGCCACUCGUGCGAAAUGAAUGUAGAUCCGCGUCCGGUUUGAUUAAUGUUGAUGUGAAUUUGGAGAAGUUGAAACGUAAUAUUAGCAAGAAAAAUGGUUUUCAUUUGAAUUCAAUCGGGAGAAACGGUUGCAGUAGAACUCAUAUAGAUGUAAAGAGAGGUGAGUUAGCUUAUGUUCAACUUGAAGAUUUUGGCUUUCCUUGUGGAACAAGUCCUGGGAGACUUUUCAUGGAAUGUCUCAGUUUAAGUAGCUCAGUUUCAGCGUUCGAUGAUUUUGACGACGUUGUUAUCGACCGUGAGGAUCAAUACAGUUGUUUGUCAAGCUCUCAAAGUCCUAUUGGGAUUGGGAGUAUUGUCAAGAAAAAGGAGCAAUUGUGCUCAACCGUCGGUCCGAACAGUGGAUCAUCUGUUAUUUAUGCUCCUCCUUCUACUCUUGGAGGCUGUGCUCUAGCAUUGCAUUAUGCGAAUAUCAUUAUUGUUAUUGAGAAAUUACUUAGCUUUCCGCAUUUAAUCGGCGAGGAAGCUAGAGAUGAUCUAUAUAAGAUGCUGCCAACUAGCUUAAGGUUAUCUUUGAAGGCCAAACUUAAGAUCUAUGUCAAGGAUUUGGCCAUAUAUGAUGCCCCUCUUGCACAUGAAUGGAAGGCGACUCUUGACGGGAUACUUCGGUGGCUUUCUCCGCUUGCUCAUAAUAUGAUGAAAUGGCAAAGUGAGAGGAAUUUCGAGCAACGCGAAAUAGUUAGCCGGACGAACGUGCUGCUAUUUCAGACAUUGUAUUUUGCUGAUAAGUGUAAGACGGAGGAAGCUAUAUGCGAACUUCUUCUAGGAAUGAAUUACAUAUGUCGCUAUGAACAACAACAGAACGCGUUACUUGGUUGUGCAAGCAGUUUCAAUUUUGAAGAUAUAAUGAAAUGGAAAUUGCAGCGCGGUACUUCGUUACUUGAUUGAAUACAUUCUAGACAUUGUAAUCCUCAAUGUGGUGAUAACGAGUUAGGAUUCUCUUCAUUUCUCUCAAGAACUCUCCAUUUAUUGAGUAAUGGAGAGAAUCCCUACCCUUUGAUGACAUAGUUUUUUGAUACCACAUGGAAUUAAUUACUUUGUUUAUUGAUGAUUAAUGUCAUUUUUAUAAAAUGUUCAAAAAUAUUCAUACUGAACUUCUAAUUCAGUUUCUGUGAAACUUGCUUGUUGCUUAGAGUAUGCUUUGUUAGAGGUAUUACAGUGUAUAACACAGAGAAGUAAUAUUGAUUUGAUGUCA